This is a messenger RNA of Theobroma cacao (cacao), 2244 nucleotides long. Its product is annotated as phosphoinositide phospholipase C 6. The record is from RefSeq and is a predicted model, not a curated record. Gene Ontology annotation, cellular component: plasma membrane. NCBI's taxonomy places the organism in Eukaryota, Viridiplantae, Streptophyta, Magnoliopsida, Malvales, Malvaceae. Gene Ontology annotation, molecular function: phosphatidylinositol-4,5-bisphosphate phospholipase C activity. Gene Ontology annotation, biological process: release of sequestered calcium ion into cytosol; lipid metabolic process; phosphatidylinositol-mediated signaling.
UGGUGCCUGUCCUGGUAACGUUGACUUCCAACGAUCAAGCAUCAAAAGCUCCUCAUUUCAAGGGCCUGGAAAAACUCUCAAUCUCUCUCUCCGUUGAAUCCCAAAAGAACCCAAAGCAACCAAACCCGAAGAACAGGAAAGAAGAAGAAGGAAAACAAAGCAGCCAAGAAACUAAUAAAGGGGAAGGACAAGAUGAACGAGAACGUUGACAGUGGCAGCUACAACUACAAGAUGUUCAACUUCUUCAACAGGAAGUUCAAGAUCAACGAGGUGGAGCCUCCCGCUGAUGUCAAGAAGGCCUUUGCCGAGUUCACAGAUGGUGGAGCAGCCGCCGCCCUCAACAUGACCGCGGAGCAGCUCAAACGAUUCCUGGUGGUGCACCAGGGUGAGGUUGACCGGACCCUGGAAGAUGCAGAGCGUAUAAUUCAACAGGUUGUUAGCAGGAGACACCAUGUGACCAAAUAUGCUAGUCACUCGCUUAACCUUGAUGAUUUCUUUCACUUUCUCUUCUUCGAUGAUCUCAAUGGCCCCAUUAAAACUCAGGUACACCACGAUAUGACUGCUCCAUUGUCACAUUAUUUCAUAUAUACAGGCCACAAUUCCUAUCUAACUGGGAAUCAACUGAGCAGUGAUUGUAGUGAGGUCCCAAUUAUCAAGGCUUUGCAAAGAGGUGUCAGAGUUAUCGAACUCGAUCUAUGGCCAAGUUCCUCGAAAGAUGAAGUUCUUGUUCUACAUGGAAGGACCCUGACUUCUCCUGUGUCACUUAUCAAGUGUUUGAUAUCCAUAAAGGAGUAUGCUUUUGCUACUUCUCCUUACCCAGUUAUUAUAACAUUGGAAGACCACCUUACACCAGAAUUGCAGGCUAAAGUUGCUGAGAUGGUCAUUCAAACAUUUGGAACUAUGCUGUACUACCCUGAGUCAGAUUGCUUAAGUGAGUUCCCUUCACCAGAAUCAUUGAAACAUCGAAUAAUUAUUUCAACCAAGCCACCGAAAGAAUAUCUAGAGUCUAGGUCCAAAGACAAUUCGUCACCAGGUGAAAUGGGAUUUUCUGAAGAGGAAUCAUCCUCAAAGGAGAUGCAGGACAACAAACCUGAGUCAGAAGCUGAUGAUAGGAGUGAUAGUGAUCAUGAUGAUGAAGACUUCAACGAAUGUACUGGCAAAUCAGGCCAAACUGGGGUGUCUGCAUACAAGCGCCUAAUUACCAUUCAUGCUGGAAAGCCAAAGGGUGCCUUAAAGGAUGCAUUAAAAGUUGCAGCUAAUAAGGUUAGACGUCUUAGUAUGAGUGAACAGGAACUUGAGAAAGCAGCAGCAUCUCACGGAUCUGAUGUUGUGAGCUUUACUCAGAAGAAUAUCCUGAGAAUCUAUCCAAAGGGUACACGUUUUACUUCAUCAAAUUACAAGCCAACUAUUGGAUGGAUGCAUGGAGCUCAGAUGAUUGCAUUUAACAUGCAGGGAUAUGGAAAGUCACUCUGGUUGAUGCACGGCAUGUUUAGGGCCAAUGGAGGGUGUGGUUAUGUGAGAAAACCUGAUUUUCUGAUGCAGAAAGGAUCACAUGAUGUGGUGCUUGAUCCAAAAAUAACGUUGCCAGUGCAGAAAAUGUUAAAGGUGAAAAUAUACAUGGGGGAUGGAUGGCGGUUGGACUUUAGCCACACACACUUCGACACAUACUCUCCUCCGGACUUCUACACAAAGGUUUACAUUGUUGGGGUGCCAGCAGAUGAAGCUAAAAGGAAAACCAGGAUAAUUGGAGAUGAUUGGUCUCCUGUAUGGGAUGAAGAAUUCACAUAUCCCCUGACUGUACCUGACCUGGCUCUGCUUAGGAUUGAAGUACGCGAGUAUGACAUGUCAGAGAAAGAUGACUUUGGUGGCCAAACAUGUUUGCCUGUCUCAGACCUGAGGCCUGGGAUCCGGUCAGUUCCUUUGCAUGACAAAAAGGGAAAGAAACUCCCAAAUGUAAGGCUUCUGAUGAAGUUUGAGUUUGUAUAACUAGAGUGUAGAAUUAUCCAUCCAGGAUUCUAGGCGGAUUGCCCCUUUGCACCCCAUGAGGUGUAUGCAGGGAUAAGUCAUUGUAAUUAGGUGAGAGAAUUUCUGAUAUGCUAAAAUGUCUAAUGUUUGUUUUUUGCUCUAUUCUGAAGCAAUGAUAGGAAAUUUUGCACGCCACUCUUUUACCCUGUAGCCCAGAAUUAUUCCUUACUAUUUCUUCUGGAAGAUUUGAUUGAUGAUCACAGAUGAUCUUAAAGCUUU